Molecule: messenger RNA, 3966 nt
Organism: Puntigrus tetrazona (Sumatra barb)
Lineage: Eukaryota; Metazoa; Chordata; Actinopteri; Cypriniformes; Cyprinidae
Gene: gabrg2
Product: gamma-aminobutyric acid type A receptor subunit gamma2
Exons: 11
Coding region: 298-1674 (458 amino acids)
Biological process (GO): regulation of postsynaptic membrane potential; chloride transport; signal transduction
Cellular component (GO): GABA-A receptor complex; dendrite membrane; synapse
Molecular function (GO): inhibitory extracellular ligand-gated monoatomic ion channel activity; GABA-gated chloride ion channel activity; transmitter-gated monoatomic ion channel activity involved in regulation of postsynaptic membrane potential
Source: RefSeq, a predicted model, not a curated record
GCAUGUGUUGUAUUGCUGCAGAGACGCGCAUCAGAUCCGCUUUCACGCGCUUCAUCUGCAUUCACACGUUUAGCGGUCGAACCGGAGUCGGUCUUGCGUUUAUUUCCAGAUUCCUGCCAGCUUUGUUUCCGUCGGGUGCGCUCGUUUUGUUUUGUUUUUUAUCCUGACGGCUCCGAGACGCGAAAGCCGACGCGAUCUGCUAUGUGUCAUAGCGAAGAAAGGCAGUAAAUAAAGGCGACGCGUCCGUCUGCUGAAAGAGAGAGAGAGAGAGAGAGAGAGAGAGAGAGAGAGAGCAAGAUGGUGAUCGUGGCUUCUUUUCGGUUUUCCUCUAAAUGCUUGCAUGCGAUGGCCAUCCCCUCGAUCUCGCUCAAGCUCUGCCUGUGGGCUCUUUUAAUCGCCCAUCUUCCUUCGAGCUCCGUCCAGCUGGAAAGCGAUGAUGAUGAAGUGACAAACAAAACGUGGGUUCUGACCCCGAAAGUGUACGAGAGCGACGUCACACACAUUUUGAACAGCUUACUAGACGGCUACGAUAACAAGCUUCGACCAGACAUCGGAGUCAAACCAACCGUGAUCCACACAGACAUGUUUGUUAACAGUAUCGGUCCUGUGAAUGCCAUCAACAUGGAGUACACCAUCGACAUCUUCUUCGCCCAGACGUGGUACGACAGACGGCUGAAGUUCAACAGCACCAUGAAGGUCCUGCGUCUCAACAGCAACAUGGUGGGAAAAGGUCUGAAUCCGGCGUACACGCUUUUUUCCGUAAAGAUAUCUGUUCUGGUUCACACUUUAAGGUUGACCAUCGAUGCAGAGUGCCAGCUUAAACUGAAUAACUUUCCAAUGGAUGAGCAUUCAUGUCCCCUGGAGUUCUCAAGCUAUGGUUACCCCAAAGAGGAGAUCGUGUACAAGUGGAAGCGCAGCUCGGUGGAGGUCGGAGACAUCCGCUCUUGGCGUCUUUAUCAGUUCUCCUUCGUUGGCCUGAGAAACACCACAGAGGUUGUCCGGACUGUGUCAGGAGAUUAUGUGGUUCUGACCGUCUUCUUUGACUUAAGCAGAAGAAUGGGUUAUUUCACCAUCCAGACAUAUAUCCCCUGUACCUUGAUCGUUGUUCUGUCCUGGGUUUCAUUUUGGAUCAACAAGGAUGCUGUGCCAGCCAGAACUUCUCUGGGAAUCACAACUGUGCUUACCAUGACCACUUUGAGUACCAUUGCUAGGAAGUCCUUACCCAAAGUGUCAUACGUCACGGCUAUGGACCUCUUCGUAUCGGUGUGUUUCAUCUUUGUUUUCGCCGCUCUGAUUGAGUACGGAACGCUCCACUACUUUGUGAGCAACCGCAAGCCCAGCAAAAACAAAGACAAGAAGAAGAAAAAUCCUCUCCUGCGGCUCUUUUCCUCAAAGGCCCCCACCGUGGACAUCCGCCCGCGCUCGGCCACCGCCAUCCAGAUGAACAACGCCACCCACAUGCAGGAGCGGGACGAGGAGUACGGCUACGAGUGUCUGGACGGGAAGGACUGCACCAGCUUCUUCUGCUGCUUCGAGGACUGUCGCUCAGGAGCGUGGAGACACGGCCGCUUGCACAUCCGCAUCGCUAAGAUAGACUCUUACGCCCGCAUUUUCUUUCCUACCGCAUUCGGUCUAUUCAACGUAGUUUACUGGUUUUCCUAUCUCUAUCUUUAAAGUAGUUAGAAAAAAACUAGGCUGGCCUUAUUUUAUGUUACAGAUUCCAGCAAGACCCUUUCUUGGAAACGUGAACCCACUGAAAACGGUUGAGUCGCAUCGUGUUGUUGUUGUUUUUCCGGUCUACGUGGUGUUUUUUCGGGGUUUUUUUUCCAAAGCGCAUUUUAGGAUUUUUUCAUUUAAUUUUGUCUUUUUGUUUUUGUGCAUCUGUGUAACGUGGAAUUGUCGGUUCGUCUAUGUUUACAUCUUUUUUCUAGAAAGUAUAUCUUGUGCAUAAAGCAAAAGUUGUAGCAAAAAAAAAAACAAAAAAAAGAGAAAAAAAAAAGAACACAAAAAAAAGGGGCGGUCGGUGAAAACCUGCAUCUGUCAGAUUAUUCCUUUUAGCCCCUAAAGAGUAAGCGCUGAAGAGAUCCGGGGCAGCUUCUUGGGACGCAGGUAAAAGCAAUCAAUCAAACGUUAACAAACGUGUCAGAGGAUUUAUUUGUAUACGCUCUUAUUUGCUAUUAUUUGUGCGCUCUCGAGCGCAAACGUAAGAAUUGAAGUGUUCGAAAUUUCUAUGCCAUUCGUAACCUUGCGGUUUUUCAUGUGUGUUCACGGCUGGUAAAACGUACGGUCACCUGUACAAAUACUGUAAAUAGAUGAAUACUGUAUAAUGUAGUGAUACACAUCAUACUGCAUGCACCUUUUAGGCCAAAAAUUAGCAGAGUCUUCUAUUGUCAUCGAUGAAUAAAAAGCAAAAAAGGGUCAGGAAAGCAGUUCAGGCCACUAUUAGAUGUCAGUCAUUUAUACAGUAAAUGCACAAAGAUAUUGUUACAUGUAUAAAUAAGUACUGUAUUCAGUUUUUUGCAUCGUUUGGGUUCCCGUUCUUGAAUAUAUAUACACCCCAAUUAGUCCUGCUCCCCUUUCACUCGCUGGGGUCAGUAUUCUCAUAAUACAUACCCCGUUUUAUUAUUAUUGCUGAUAUUUGUUUAGUUCGGGCCAUUGUUGUAUUUUAUUUAAACUAAGAUCGUUUACCAGCACCGUCUUGUAACAGAAUGCUGUCGAACAAAACGUCUAGAUGCAUUUUUAGUUUUCGGUUCGUGUGUUCAUUUAUGGCGUAAUAAUAAUAAACUGGGCUCAGACGUAGGAGGAGGGUCACCAUUGCACUCGAUGCUAUACAUUUCAGUAGACUAAAACUUCUUUCAGUGAAUUUAGUAAAUACUCUGUAGAUGGAUAUGUUAACGUGUGUGUUACUCCGCUUCGGUUUCGUUGCAUUUAGCAGAUGACAUGCAUGCAUGUGAUAACUAUUACCUUUAGAUAGAACAUUAACAUGCAUACAUAGGAACCAUACGACAAACCGUCAGUACUAAAACCUAACAUAUGCAAGCACAACCGACUUUCUAUUUUAACGACCCAUCGACUUUUCAGAAAUCUCAGCCCAGGUUCGUAACUAUGCCUGUGAGGACUGAGAGGUGUUUGGUGUCAUCACAGAAAAAAACACCGAAACCAAUGCAACUAAAACACUGUGGACAACAAAAUCGGAGACUUUGCCAAAGUACGAUAAUCAGACGCGUAGAUAGUUUCGUUGCAGUUAAAACCGACGCUUUUUGUUUUUUCGUCCAAAAAACGUUCAACCGUUCGGUAGCAAAAAGGACACGCUUGUGGUUGCAUCAGUACAACGUCAUCUAGACCUGCAUAGAGUUUGAUUUCCGGUCCCUAUGCAUUAACCUUCCACGGGCAUACGGUACGCUUUUGCAUUUUGUGGCUAUGUAUGCAUCUUGAUAUUUUUGCAUCAUACACGUGAGCAUGGUUAACGUUUGAUUUGUUUAUACUCGUAUUAAAAUUAGAUCCUCUUUUGAGAAAUAUGGAGUCUACUAUCAGCCCUGUGUAGAAUCAGUUUGUGUGCCACCUCCACUAUAAUAAUCUCAGCUGAAGCUCCGUGGCGUUCUGUUUCGAGUAGUUUCUCUGGAUGUUUGUCCAUCACCUGUCUGUUCUUUACUGUAGGACACUUGGAUGUGGUAGCAAUAGAAACUGUGUGAAUGUGGAUCGCUUCGGUGCCAAACUAUCCACCAUUUUGCUUUCUGCCACUGCUUUCGGUUUUCACACCCAACAGAAACGCUUUAUCCGUUUCGCUUUUAUACGAAACGCAAAUUGGACACACUGCUAGCGUGACGUAGAAUUAGCAGCCGAGUGUCAAGUGCAACCUUAAGUGAAAUGAAAAGCCCUUUUGUCUGCAUUGUGCUGAAGUCGAGAGAAAUGUGUUUGUUAAACCUUUAAUACUCGUCAUCGGUCGGAGAGCUGCAGUUAGAAAAG